Molecule: messenger RNA, 1190 nt
Organism: Centruroides sculpturatus (bark scorpion)
Lineage: Eukaryota; Metazoa; Arthropoda; Arachnida; Scorpiones; Buthidae
Gene: Got1
Product: aspartate aminotransferase, cytoplasmic-like
Exons: 8
Biological process (GO): L-aspartate biosynthetic process
Cellular component (GO): cytosol
Molecular function (GO): L-aspartate:2-oxoglutarate transaminase activity; pyridoxal phosphate binding
Source: RefSeq, a predicted model, not a curated record
CUUACAGAACUAAUGAAGGAAAACCAUGGGUUUUGCCUGUUGUGAGGAAAGUAGAGAAAGCUAUGGCUGAAGAUGAAACUCUAAAUCAUGAAUAUCUUAGCCAGUUAGGAAUGGAAGAAUUCAGUAAACUUGCUACUAGAAUGCUGUUGGGAGAAGAUAGCGUAGCCUUGAAGGAAAAUCGUGCAUUUGGUGUACAGACACUUAGUGGAACUGGAGCCUUGCGAUUGGGUGCAGAUACUUUGGCUAAGCAUGUCAACUAUACUACUUUUUACAUGUCAGCUCCAACAUGGCGUAAAUAUGAUUUCUUAGAUAGAGCCAAAGAGUUCCUAGAACAUUCCAAAUCCAUCAUACUAAAAAAAUAUCCUACUUCCACGGUGUUAAAAAAAGCACGCAAAGUUAUAGCUUUGCCUGGAAUAGUGGAAUCGUUAGACGGUCCUCUCAAUCCUCCAAAGAAUGUCACCUGCCCUAGAUUAUUUUUUGAGAAUGCACCAGAAGAUUCAGUAUUUAUUUUGCAUGCUUGUGCUCACAAUCCUACUGGUGUUGAUCCCACAGAAGAACAGUGGAAAGAAAUAGCUAAAGUAAUGAAGGAAAAGAAAUUAUUUCCUUUUUUUGAUUGUGCAUAUCAAGGUUUUGCUACAGGAGAUUUGGAACGUGACAGAAAAGCUGUACAAUAUUUUGUUUCUGAAGGCUUUGAAUUAUUCUGUGCUCAGUCAUUUGCAAAAAAUUUUGGUCUCUAUAAUGAACGUGCUGGAAACUUAACUGUUGUACUUAAUGAUUCAUCUGCAAUAACAAAUUUACGUGCACAAAUCACAUUAUUAGUCAGAGGAAAUUAUUCUAAUCCACCUGCACAUGGAGUCAGAAUUGUAGCUCGUGUCUUAGGAAAUCCUGAACUUUUUGAAGAAUGGAAAGAGCACAUAAAAACAAUGUCUGGACGUAUUAUGGAAAUGAGAAAAGCACUAUAUGAUAAAUUAAAAGAACUGAAUACACCUGGAACAUGGGACCACAUUAUUAAUCAAAUUGGAAUGUUCUCUUAUACUGGAUUAACACAACCUCAAGUCCAGCAUCUUGUUCAACAAUAUCACAUCUACUUGCCUAAGGAUGGUCGGAUAAGUAUAUGUGGACUAAAUACAGGCAAUGUCGAAUACGUUGCAAAGGCAAUUAAUGAUGCCAUUACUAAAAUAAAUUAAAAU